This is a messenger RNA of Gymnodraco acuticeps, 3246 nucleotides long. It is a transcript of the gene adam19a, whose product is annotated as ADAM metallopeptidase domain 19a. The record is from RefSeq and is a predicted model, not a curated record. Gene Ontology annotation, molecular function: metalloendopeptidase activity. Gene Ontology annotation, biological process: proteolysis. NCBI's taxonomy places the organism in Eukaryota, Metazoa, Chordata, Actinopteri, Perciformes, Bathydraconidae.
AAAGUACAGUCGGGAAGAAGAAGUUCAGAAAACGGAGCAGUACCCAGACAGAGGGGAAGUACAGCUCUCAUCCAGCCACCUCCAACUGGUGCUACAAGUGGAACGUAAUCAGGAGCUCAUAGGUCCAGACUUCACAGAGACCUAUUACACAGAAGAUGGGCAGCCGGUGACUGUGUCCAACAACAAUUACACUGAUCACUGCUUCUACCACGGCCAUGUGAGAGGACAUCCAGAGUCCUGGGUGGCUCUCAGCACAUGCUCAGGAAUCAGGGGCCUGAUAUCCUUGAAUUCCAGUGACACCUACUACCUGGAGCCAAUCAGUGGUGUGGAUCCUCCCCACCACUCACUGUGGAGGGCAGAGGAACUGCCAAUUAAAGGAGGGAGCUGUGGACACGGCCAUCCCACCCCGCAUUACAACCACAUCUCCAACCUGCUGGGACAGUUCCAUUCCAGGGUGAAGAGGGAUACCGGAGGGACCACCAAGUACAUGGAGCUGUACAUUGUGGCCGACAACACUCUGUUUAAGCGGCAGAAUAAGGACUAUGAAAAAACCAAGAACAGGAUAAUGGAAAUUGCCAAUUACGUGGAUAAGUUCUACAGGGCUCUGAACAUCCGGGUGCCUCUGAUUGGUCUGGAGGUGUGGACGGACAGAGACCAGUGCAUCGUCAACGAGGAUCCCAACGCCACGCUCUGGUCCUUCCUCCAGUGGAGACAGAAGCUGAAGUCCCGCAAGAAACACGACAACGCCCAGCUGCUGACCGGUGUGAUUUUCAAGGGGACGACUAUCGGGAUGGCACCGCUGGAGGGGAUGUGCAGCCUGGAAAACUCUGGAGGCAUCAACGUGGACCACUCUGAGCUGCCCAUCGGCGCCGCGGCAACCAUGGCCCACGAGAUCGGACACAACUUCGGCAUGAGCCAUGACCAUGACGGCUGCUGUGUGGAGGCCACGGCCGAACAGGGGGGGUGUGUGAUGGCUGCUGCCACCGGCCAUCCGUUCCCACGUGUCUUCAGUCGCUGCAGCAAGCGGGACCUGGACAGCUACUUCCAGAAGGGGGGGGGCAUGUGUCUCUUCAACAUGCCCAACAUGAAGGACCUGGUGGGGGGCAAGAAGUGCGGCAACGGCUUUGUGGAGGACGGAGAGGAGUGUGACUGUGGAGAGCCUGAGGAAUGCACCAAUGAUUGCUGCAAUGCCAAUAACUGCACCUUGAAGGAGGAGGCUCAGUGUGCGCAUGGAGUGUGCUGCGAGGGCUGCAAGCUGAAGCAGUCAGGGACCAUGUGCCGGGGGCCCGCGGGGGCCUGUGACCUGCCUGAGUACUGCACUGGGGCCUCCCCCUACUGCCCCUCCAACGUGUACCUGCUGGACGGAUCCUCCUGCCAGUACGGAGUGGCCUACUGCUACACCGGCAUGUGCCUCACCCACCAGCAGCAGUGCCUGCAGCUGUGGGGCUACGGAGCCCGCCCGGCCCAUGAUGCCUGCUUCGAAGAUGUCAAUGCAGCAGGGAACGCUUUUGGGAACUGUGGGAAAGAUGAACAUGGCAACUAUAUGAAGUGUCAGAGAAGCGAUGCGAAGUGCGGUAAGAUCCAGUGCCACAGUGCUGCCAAGAAGCCCAAAGGCACCAACGCCGUCUCCAUAGACACCACCAUCAAGACGGACGGCAUCGAGGUGAAGUGCCGCGGCACCUAUGUCUACAGCACCCAGGACGGCCAGGGGGACCUGCCGGACCCCGGCCUCGUGAUGACCGGCACCAAGUGUGGGGAGGGCAAGGUGUGCAGAGACCGCCGAUGCCAAAAUGCCUCUUUUACCGAGCUGGAGACUUGCAUCACACGCUGUCACGGAAAAGGGGUGUGUAACAGUAAUGGGAACUGCCACUGUAAUCGCGGGUGGGCCCCCCCCUUCUGUGAGAAGCCAGGACUGGGCGGCAGCGUGGACAGUGGACCUGUUCAGUAUGACAGUCAGGUGGGGCUGGUGGUGGGGCUGCUGUUUGCCUUCCUGUUGAUCCUGCCUGCAGUGCUGCUGCUCUUCUACUGCCACAGGAUCAAGACCUCCUAUUACCAUAAGUGGCUUUCCCAGAGAGAGAAGAACAAGAGCAACAAGAUGGAGGCAUCGGUGGAGAAAGGGAAAAACGGCCAUCUGAAUCCUGCCUUUCACCUGAAGGUGGUCGGACCAAUCAACAAAGCUAGCAGCCACAAGGGGCUUCCUCACACCAGCAAAGAGGUCCUGCCUCUCAGACCGGGCCCUGUGUCUAAUGGCACCCAGCCAGUGAACAUAGUGCGACCUCUGAGACCCAGCCAGUCCCCCAUGGGCGGUUCCCGGGGUGUCAAGGUGGUUCGCCCGCCUCUGCCAGCCAGCAAGCCCCCAACGGCCCCACCUAAAUCCCCUGCAACCCCACAGAGACUCAGCCCACCCAAGAAACCCCUGCCCCUGAACCCAACACGAUCUCCACUGACCGGUCCCAGGUGCCAAACCAAACACAGCCUCGCCUCCACCAAGAAAAUGACCUUCUGCUCCCCCCCCGACAGCCUAUUUGCACUAUAGAGACUUUGGCUGGUACACCACAGCGCUGUCACACAGAGGAGGACGAAGACAAAGUCAAAACCGGGAGAAAAACAGGAUUCUUCUAAGUUCAGACUUCAAAAUGAAACCCUACCCCCGCCCCCAUUCUCAACUCUGCCCACUCCUCCCAGCGAGCUAACAUUGUCCACGAUGACGCGGUUUUGCACGAGGCCUUGCAGACUGAGACAAGUGUUAUCGCUGGGGGGGGGGCGCUCACAUUUGCCAAAUCAAUUUUUUUAGGAUUAUCGUUUGUUUUUUAAUAUGUUAAUGCUGUCUGUGUAUACAAAUAAUGCAUUUUGUAAUGUUUUGUUUACAGUUUGUUUAUUGUCCUGUUUUAUAUGAUUUAUGUUAUGUGCCAAAGAGGUCUCUUCAUACCUGGGGUGUGUCAGCGAAAACGCUUGAAAAUCUUCUCAUAAAGUUUACCGCAAGUCACCUCCUCCAUUUUCUUUAGGUUUGAUAAUUUAUUGUAUUGUAUGAGGAAUGUUUAAAAUUACAAAUCCGGAGACACAGUGGCCUAUGGGGAGGAAGGAGAGCCAAUCACACAGCAGCUUCUUUGAACAGUGUUUACAUGGGGGAGGGUCUGAUGGUGGGACUUGCAGGACACACCCCGAUCGCUCAUGUUGAUUUGAAUGUCUUUCGCUGUGUGUUAUGACUUUUGAAUUGUUACAUAAAAUAUUUUUACAAAACUAUCA